GUCUUGACUCCCCCCAAACUAAUGUUUAUUCAAGUUUCAAUCUCAAUCUCGAUUUAAGAUAACCAAAUUCCAGAACCGAUAAAUGUUGCCAAUUGGUUACGAAACAACGUCGAUAUUUUCAUUGUUUUGGAAACCUGAUCGUUAUCGUCUAAACCGACUGAAGUGUUUGUUUUGCGUUAAUUUUUCACCCACGACGAUGACAGCCGUCCUGUCCAGUGUAAAACUUUGCAAGACUGACUGUCGGUAACCCUGACACCUAUGACGGCUGCCGAAUUUUGAUCAUGUGUGAGGACAUUAUUGAUUGAUUUAUUAUUACAAUAACAGCGACGUGUGUUUGAAAUGACAGCUGCGUCAAAACUGGUAAUCUCUGGUAAUUAAGUUCCAGAAAUCCUUGCUUUGCCACUGGAGCGGAACGUCCCGACAGGUGGUUUAACUGGUUGGGCUAUGUGUUGGAAUAGGUGUUUUCAGACACCUACUAGUACCAACCGAAAGCUUACUUACAAAAUUUUCACUUUUGACAGUUUAUUGGGAAAAGUGUGAUUAAUUAGUCAAAACUUGUAAAAUGCAGCUUCAUAUUUAUAGUCCAUUAACAAAAUGAUGUCAUUCAUGUCAAAGAAAAAGAAGUACAGAUUUCAAGUACAACUUGAGCUGGAAGAACUGUCAUCAGUUCCCUUUGUUAGUGGAGUACUUUUUGCGAAGAUAAAAUUACGUGAUGGUGGCAGUUACCUUGAACAUUCCACUAGGGAGGAGGUGUCAAACAACCGUGUACGGUGGAAUGCCAAGUUCAGUUUUCCAUGCAAGAUGACAGCCAGUGCCAUCACAGGGGUUCUAGAAAACUGUAUAUGCCGGAUCUCAGUUAGAAAGGAAGUGCGAGGCGGCCAUUCAUACCAGAGGUUAGGCUUUGCCGAUAUUGACCUGGCUGAGUUUGCUGGUUCAGGUCAGCAGUGCCGACGAUAUCUUCUCGAAGGUUACGACACCAAACACCGCCAGGACAACUCCACUCUUAAAGUCCUCAUUGAAGUGUCACUCAUUUCGGGUGAUCCUGUAUUCAAAGUGCCUAGUCAACUAACCGUCAGCUCGGAGAAGGUGACUCUGACCGUAGCGGAAACUCCCAUUCAUGAUGGUUGCAGUGAAUGCAGUCUAGCUUCGAACAGCAGCGGCUUUGGUAGUCUUCCAAGAAAAGACAAAAUGCCCAUUCCUGCAAAAGAACCAUUAGACACAGAGCAGCAAGAAAAGGAAUUUGAAAAAAGUCAUUCCAGAAAUUCUAGUUAUGCAAGUGAAUUGUCGCGGGGAUCAGGCUACCACAGUCGUCAGUCGAGUGUUGGUGAUCCCUCCUGUUCUCACACCAGAACCCCAAGUUUAGGAUCAUCACUAGGGGACCAUAGCAAGUCAGAUAGAAGAAGGGACGGGCGAGAGUUACCUCACCUUGUCUACUUUCGUGACGUUGCAGGAUUACCACUCGAUGGACUAAUGAAGAUUGAUGAAAGUGUCAAGGAUCGGAGGGUGGGAGAAACGCGCGUGAAUGCUGAAGAUCUGGUGGAGGAGCUCAUCAAAGACACGGACCUUGGUUUAGAUGACAGCCAGGAGGAAAAUCAGUGCUAUUGUCAGCGUUGGAAACAGUCACAUUCAAUCAAAUACAAGUCAAAAUUUGUUAAAAAACCCUGCUGAGAGACCUUGUCAAUGUGGACAUGCAUGAUUGAGUAUUAAUUCAGAGAUCCUGACUUGAAUAUUGAAUAGACAGUCAAAGAACAAUAGCAAGUUCCAAACGUUUAUUGCUGAAAAAACCAGGGAAGUGGUGAAAGGUCACACUUUGUAAGAUGUUUAUAGACGAACAAAUCACAUCCCUCAAAAUACUGUGACUGUAGUAAUAAGUGUUAGAUGGGGAAAGUCAGAGAGGAAUUGCACCUUUAAAAUAUUUCAAGUGAUGUUAAUUCAUAAUCAACUGUAUUACUUGACAAAAUUGAUUUAUUAGUAAUAGCUAAACUCUCUGUGUAAUGAUAAAUCAAACAAUCGUAUUUUCAGUUAUUAAAAGGUAUAUAGGCAAGUAUCUUUGCAGUAAAUUUUGUCGCUUUAGAUCUACAAAGUGGCAAAAAUAAUUUAAAAGUUAAAAAAUACAAUUUUCAGUUUAUUAAAAGAAAGCAAGAAUGAUUUUUUUAUGUUAGGGAUUUUAUUUCGUAAGUCAGACAUCAGAAUAACUUGCUCUGAACCCAUCCAUCUGUGAUUAGUCAACUGAUUGACACUUGCCAUUAACUCAUGGCGAUUUCUAAUUGUUCACUGAUAUGUGGUAAGCUGGUUACCGUUCUUGUAUAAUGUUGCAUUUAUUUUUGUAAUAAUUAAUGUAAGUAUGACUAUUUAUUUAUGGUAAUAAAUGUUUGAACAUCA
Messenger RNA from Gigantopelta aegis, 2382 nucleotides. RefSeq names its product protein FAM102B-like. The record is from RefSeq and is a predicted model, not a curated record. Lineage: Eukaryota; Metazoa; Mollusca; Gastropoda; Neomphalida; Peltospiridae. Bases 595 to 1668 code for a protein of 357 amino acids. The transcript is spliced from 9 exons.